CUGUUUACAUAUUUAACAUAUAUCUCAGGUAAACUUACUUCAGAUAUCUCUAUGUCACAGUUAACGUGAUGUUUGCUUUAUUUAUAGCUGCCAAAGUCGGUUUAUCACAGCGAGCAGCUGAAAGCUUGACUUGUCUUUAAAGAACUUAACUCGUGAACUUCUUGGAAUCGCAGCCUGGAGAUUUUAUGUGACGCACAGUCGAGGUCAGUGAUGCUCCACCAUCAGGACCAACCUCGUAACUACGGAGGCCAGGGAGGCACAAACAACACAUCUUCCUCCUCGCUUCGAAACAGGAAGUGCGACAAAGACGGCAACUUCAACUUCCUGCCAGGUAAGGAUGAAGAGGACUUCACGGGCAGUGGAGGAGGAGACGAGAACCGAAACCAGGUGCGCCCACGUAGUUUGGGCCCGCUGGGUCGCGACCCUCCAAACUCCUCGCCGUCGUCUGCAUAUCACAACUCCAGUGGGACGCAGCGACCCAGAAUGCCCUGCUGGAGUCCACUGGAGCCCCUGCCCGAGAUCGAGAGUGUGGACGACGGGUUCGGUCGGGUUCCCCCAGAUGGAGCAGAGGAAGGGAGGAUGGAGGAGGAGGAGGAAGUCAUGAUGAGGAGGCUGAGUGAGAUGAAGCGGCGGGAGAAGAAACAGCCGCAGAUGAAGAAAGGUGGCAUGGUGUCCAGAGGAAAAGAGGAAGAAGUCGACAUCCUGAAGCUGGAAGAUGAUGACGAAUGGGGAGACAGUGACUCUGGGUCUGAGGACAGCUACCAGUCCGGCAGCAGCAUGUCCUCCCUCCACUUGGAGAGCACAGGAGACAGGGUGCUGAUGGGAGGAUGGGACCGCGUCGGAGUUGGUGAACCAAAAUUGAGCCCGCAAGAUGGCGACCAGUGCACAAACACCAGCAGAGAAUGGGUCUCACGACAAAGCUUCAGCCAAAAGUCACUGGCUGGAAGCUUCCUGGGAGACCUCACAGAGGAGGGAAGAGGACCAGGAGACGACGAUGACCAGUCUUCAGACACAGACGGCGAGAAGUCAGAGCUGAUGGACGCCGUGUGGACGCUGCGAGACCGCGAGCGAUUCAAGGCCCAGGAGAUGGAGAAGCACCAGGUGCAGCUGACCAUGUACCGCCGCUUGGCACUGAUCCGCUGGGUGCGCACGCUACAGAGCCACGUCCAGGAGCAGCAGAACCGCCUGCAGUCCAGUUUCGACGUCAUACUCACGCACAGGAAGGAGCUGCUGCGCAUGGGCGCCGCCGCCGCCGCCAUGGCAAACGCCGCUCCCCCCACUGCUGUCGGACAAUGAUGAACAGAGAGAGAAGGGGGGCGAACUGAAAGACUGGAAGUUGUUAAAACAGCAUUUUUGCUGUGUUUGACUCUUACCUGAAGACAUUUUCCCUCACCCCAUCAUCCACUUUAAAGAUUCACAGUCAUGUUGUUGAUUGUUAUGAUGCAGAAACCUGAGUUUUUGUUGAAUUUCUGUACAAACAUUUAACUCGUCUUUAUUCAGGAAGACUCGCACUUUUUGUUGCUGUUGAUGUUAUUAUUCAGGCUCUGUCAGGCAGUACUAUCAGACCUGACUGAGGGAGCGCUAGUG
Molecule: messenger RNA, 1587 nt
Organism: Solea senegalensis (Senegalese sole)
Lineage: Eukaryota; Metazoa; Chordata; Actinopteri; Pleuronectiformes; Soleidae
Product: UPF0500 protein C1orf216 homolog
Exons: 2
Coding region: 211-1296 (361 amino acids)
Source: RefSeq, a predicted model, not a curated record